GCAGCGCGCAGCGCAGUAUCGCACCGCUGAGAUACAUUGGUUGGCUUAUAGCGACGCGCCAGUAUCGGUUCAACGUCAGAACCAUACGCGUCUUAUUUCGUAGAUAUUAUUUUUGAAGCGGUGUUUGUUGUGUCGUCUCACAACAACAACAAUAACGAAAUAAAAAUACGUUUCGCACGUCACAAAAACGGCGACUCUAACGCGCCACAAAUAUUUAUUAGUAUAUGAUUUAAACGCGUGUUUGCCGUUGAAACUAAUUAAAUUACAACAACGCAAGUGCAACAACAAACAAAGUAAAAAAAAAUUAAUUAUGAAUAAUAAAAUCAGAAGUUGAAGCUGUGAAGUGUGAUAAAAAAGAAGCUUCAGACAAUACAACAGUGUGUUCUGCCAACGAAAAGUUACAACAACAAACACUUUAAGAUUUUAACCUAAAAAACUACUAUAACAACUCACUAGCUAGUUACUAAAAAUGGAAAUUAUUACUUUUUAGCUUAGAAAAUACUAAAUAAAAUUUUUUACAAGCUACAACUAAAUACUACAACAAUUACAUUUACAACUACAACAACUACUAUCAAUGCUAAUGCUUACGCCUAUGAACUUAAAAUUUCACAACAAGAAAUUAUACUACUAUUUGAUAAGCAACUAAAAGGUACCUUCUUAAUACAGCAUAAUUACUUACAACAACAACAACAACAACAAUAAACAACAGUGGAGACGCUUACAUAUUUAAUGUAAAGUAAUAAAUAUAAGUCAGAAGGAAAACAACAACAACUCAUAAAAUUUGGAAUUUGCACAAAAUAGUGAAAUUAUCGCAUAAAAUUUGAAAAAAAAAAAUUAAAUUAAAUAAUAACAAAAACAACAGUGAAAAAAAAUUUACAAAAUCUUGCCAAACUAAAUUCCUCAAAUUUGAAGUGUGCAGUGACAAAGCCUAAAAAACUAUUACAAUUCAACUAAUGACUUUUUUGCCACUUUUAAUGCAGAAAUAAAAAAUUAUAGUUCCAAAAAAAUAAAAGUUAAAAAAAAAAUCAGAACAAAGUGCAUGAAAAGCAAUUAAAGUGUCUUAACAAUUAAACUCAAUAAUAAAAAACAACACAAAAAAUUUACAAUAGCAAUAAUAAAUCAGCGCCGUCACGUAAAUUUUCAUAUUAACAAUUUUUAACAUUUUUUAAGCAAAAAAAAAAAAAAAAACAACAACAAAUACAACACGCUACUUACUACACAUACAACGAAGUCAACUAAAAGCUUGCCAGUUUUUUACUAUUAAUAUUACUAUUAUUAUAUAAUAUAUAUAUGAAAUCCAAAUAAAACUUGAAACUGAAUUGCUGAAAUGCUGAAAUGCUUGCCAAAUUAGCAUUAGAAGUGUAUAAAGAAAAAUAUUUCUAACUACAUCUGUAUAUAAAUAAUUAAAUGAACAACGCAUACAUUUUGUGAUAUUUUCAAGAAUCCAUACGCUACAACAAAAAAUAAUUGCAGUUCCAAAUCGAAAAAACAGUGUGUUGAAGAAAAAGUGCUGAAACGCUUUGGUGAAAAUUAAAUUGAAAUUGUCUUUAUAAAAUGAUGGAAAAUUGAGAUAACUGGCUGAAAGUUAAGAAAAAAUAUAGAACAGCUGAAUGUUUGUUGAAAUAAAUAAAUUGUGAAAAAUUUGGCAAUAAACAAAAAAAAGUUAAUCAAAGUAAAUAAAAAAUUCUCAAGCAACAAAAUCAACACACGCUUAAUAAUCUUGGAUUAACGCAGAAAGUGAGAUUAAAAGCAUCAAAAUUAAGCCAACGCAGCGCGUGCUGAAAAUGCUGUAAGCAGCACAAAUUUAAGCAAACUGCAAAUAAUUGUGAUCUCGCCGCGUGCAACAAAUGCCACAGACUUGCCGUAUUACCAACAACAACAUUUGAGCAGCAGUACAUACACUGCCGUAGCGGUGUAGACACCAGGUUUACGUGCGAGACACAGUGCGCGCAUUUUAAUUAACAUAAAUUCCCCGAAAACGCGGCGACCUGAUGACUAUGGCAGAAGGCACCGACCCCAUGGGGCAUCAGGCGGGCACCCAUCACAGCCAUCACACCCAUCAUCAGCACAACCAGCACAACCAGCACAGCCACCAGCACGGGCAUCCGCAUCCGCACCAGCGCCAAUCACAGUCACAUCCUCAUUAUGCACCUUACGCUGCCGCCGCUGCCGCUGCUGCGGCACACAUGCAACAGUAUCCGUUACCACAGCAUUUGCCUUUGGCGCUCAGUUUACAACAGCAGGCUGCUGCCGCAGCGGCUGCCGCGGCGGUGGCCGCUGAGCAUGUGAAUAACAAUCAGCCAUUCGUGGCCAACAACAAUGUGCCGUGGAAGCAGCGCAAGCGGAAACGUUUGUCGGCCGUGUUGGAUAAAUUGCAUAAUCACAACAAUAACAAUAACAAUAGUAAUAACAACAACAACAGCAAUAGCAGCAUGCAUGCUGAUGGCGGCGGCCAUAGCAAUAACAAUAACAGCAACAACAACAAUAAUGUGAGCGAUCACAAGCAGAGUCACGGCGACCCAUUGGACGGCGAUGAGGAUGUCGAGAAUGAGGCUAAUUAUAAGAACAACAACAAUAGCAACAACAAUGUGAGUACGAAACGUCAAAACUGCGGCAACUUGGAAAGUGGGAAAGCGUUAAUGCGUAAUAAGCGCUCUUUUAGCGAAGUUAGCGGCGAUGAGGCUGACGUCGAGGCGGAGAUGGAAGCCGAUGUCGAUGCGGUGUCUGAAGAUUUAUCAGUUGAAAAUGAUAGUCCUCACAUCAGCAUGAGCCCACUGCAAUUGGUCUCGACUCACGAUAGUCCAUCCAGUGCGUCACAUCCCUCGGCUGCCGCCGCAACAUCGACACCCAGCGCCAAUCCGCUGCAUGUCGACAUCAAGACUGAGCACAUGCAUAAUCCCUAUGACCGCUACUUUCCCAUACCAUCGCCGCUCUUCGGCUACUACCUACAUACCAAGUAUUUGAAUGAAGUCUUUCGCCGUCGGCAGGAUCUCUACACAUCACCAAUGCAGCAUACACCUUCGUCGAUCGCCUCGUCCAUUGCGGAUGAGACUUCGCCAACAAGUUUGCCGAACUCCGUUGCUCAUCUCGAUCAUCCGGCACCGUUUCCACCGACCUCCACAGCUACAGCACGUGUUGCAGUCGGUGGUCCGGGACGUUCACCACCGCCAGCCGUCACCGUCGCAAUACCCUCGCCGCCACGUAGCGAUUCGUCGAUCACUGCUGCUGCCACAGCUAACACGCGUUGCAGCCCUUCUCCGGCUACACAGGCCAACACCUCAGAUCCGGCCAUUAUGCCACCCCCACAAGAGCGUCCUUUGGAUUUGUCGGUACGCAGUGGUGGCAGCACACCCACCUAUGAGUUGAUGGGUGGCAAAAAGUACAAAUCACCAUCGCCACUACCGGCGACCACACUCAUGCUGCCACCAGCACAGCAACCCGUUUCGGCUACUGUCAGCGCCGCUUCGAUGUCGCCAAGCCAAAGCACACAGAAAUCGACCACAGCCAACAGUGGCAACAACAGCGCCAAUCAUGCACCUCUAGCCAGUUCCCCUUCACCCGUUUCGCCCUACGCUGCAGCCGCAGCUGCUGCACAUGCCGCCGCCGCCGCUGCCGCUGCUAUGAUCAAACUCGAAAUGCCAAUGCAUCCAUUGCAUCCACAUGCGCCCACAACCACAGUGGGCGUACCCGUGAUCAAGGGUGACGUAGCAUCACCUACCACAAAGGAAUCCGUUGCAUGGCGUUACAAUCUCGACGUCUCUCCGGUUGUUGAGGAGAUGCCACCCGGUUCGGAUGUGGCUUACGUCUGUCCCGUUUGCGGGCAGAUGUUCUCGCUGCACGAUCGUCUUGCCAAACAUAUGGCGUCGCGUCACAAAUCGCGUAAUCCUGCCAAUGACAUCACCAAAGCCUACUCAUGCGAGGUGUGUGCGCGCUCCUUCGCACGCUCCGACAUGCUGACACGUCACAUGCGUCUACAUACCGGUGUCAAACCGUACACAUGCAAAGUGUGCGGUCAAGUCUUCUCACGUUCCGAUCAUCUGUCCACGCAUCAGCGCACACACACCGGCGAGAAGCCGUACAAGUGUCCACAGUGUCCAUACGCCGCGUGCCGUCGGGACAUGAUCACUCGUCACAUGCGCACACACACGCGUUACGAGACUCAGCAGCGUGGUGGCGCAGCUGGCGGUGGUGGUGGUGAGCUCGGUGGCCCCUCCAAGUCACCGCUGCCACUACUCGCCGACAUGAAGAUGAACUUGCCAAUGCUGUUGAAGAGCGAAGAGUUGGCGGGUAAAUCACCAAUGCACAGCGGUAUUGGCGGUUCCAUGCCGAUCGUGGUAAAGACGGAGAGCGCUUAGUGGCAAGUACGACGCGCAUAUAGAGGCUGCAAAGCGUAGAAGCGCGCAGUUGGCUCUCCCAUGGAGGGCUGCUGCUUGGCGGAGACUAACAAAAAAAGACACAUGUAUGCAUCAAGCAGACAUAAACGUAAGAUAUGAAAUGACAAACUAUAUAGACUAAGCGCAUAGAGAGUAGCUAAUUAACAUUAACGUGUGAGUAAGAAGCCGUAAACUACAAAAAGAGAUAAAAUUUAUAUUUUAUUUUUUUCGGAAAUCUCUUUGUGAAGACUGAGACUAAUUUAAGCGUAACAAAAUGAAUUUAAAGCUAAUUUUCAUUUUUAAGAAAAGAUAUUUAGAAUUGUAUGUAAGAGUUGCUUCUUACGGGUGCUGGCCGACAAAAUUUGUCUAACUUGUGUAAGAAAUGUUGAUAAUUGUUUGAUGAGCUUGCUUAAGUGAAUACUGAGAUUUGUUUUAGCAAACACUGACUAUUUUUCACACAUACGUGAAAAAGCUUUCACUAUUGCUUAGCGAGCUUUUUGCUGAAAGUUUUCUAGAUCGCUGUUUAAUUGCUUGCUAUAUUACUGACAAAAAAUACUGCGGUGUAAGCUUCGCUGGAAAUACGAUUUACGUUUAUAACUUUCGCUUCGAUGCAUUAGAAUUAAAAAUUUAAAUCAAUGAAAGCUUCUUGCUUUUCACUGAUUUCUCGCAAGAAUUUUUUAUUUUUUUAUAGUUUUUUAUUAUAAAAGCUCUUUACUGGCGCUUUCACUUAUAGAGCUUUCACAGAGUUUUUUCGAUGAAAGCUCCGAGCUUUCACUUUCUCGUUUUUUGUACUCGCUCAAGCAAUUAUCAGCUUUCUGCGGCCAAAUUUUAUAUUUCAAUUCAAUAAAUAUGUUUACAAAAUGUAACCUUUAAGACAAAUGGUUGUGAACAGCAAUUCAGCAUUGUUAGUUAUUUUCUGAGCACAAGCAUUUCUUUCAAUGAUAACUCAUUUUAUCUCUCUCUCUCUCACUCCCUCUCAUUAAUACAUUCAUCGCAAAACAAACAAGCUAGACAAUUAAGAGAUUAUUGAUAUAUAGUUACUGUUAUAAUUUUAAGUUAAAUAAUCACUUAGUUUAUAGUUAAAAGCGGAUAAUUGGAUUUCAUUAGUUUUAUAAUUUGAUUUAAUGAAUUCGUAGUUUGUAUGUGAGAAAAACGAAAAAUUGAAAAGCAAAUCACACAAAUUAAUUUUUAAGCAUAAUUUCAUUUUGAAAAUUCCCAACUGCAUUGUAGUAAUUUAUUCUAAUUUUUAAGCUGCUUACGUUUAAGUUACAACAUAUAUUUAAUUAUUAUUUAUUGCUAGUGUUAAAUGAGUGUACACAAACACACACACAAACAAAUUUGUAUUAUUAUCAAGCGCGAUGGCAGAUGAAGCGUCAAAAGACAAUCGAGCAACUAGGAUUACGGCGUGUGAAAGACCAAUGACGGCGUGAAAAUGGAAAUCGGCGUACAACAAAAAUUCCUAAAUUUAAUUAAAUUAAUUAAUCUUUUCACGUUUUGUUUAAUUUAUUGCUAAAAAAAAAAUAAUUUAAAAUUUUCGUUCGGUUCAUUUAAUGAAAUAAAAAAAAACUUUUUCUUUGAUUUUCUAACUACUUUUUGAAGGCCUAAUAGCCUUGCAGUUGUUGUUGUUGUUUGUUUAUUUUGUUACACAAACCAAAUGUUGCAGGCCAGUGUUGUUAAGCGGCAAAAAAGACACAAACACACACACACCCAGUUUCGAACUUUUCAUUGUUUAUGCUUAUUGAAUUCUUUUCCAAAAAUAAAAAAAUUAAAUUAAAUUUAAAACUUUAUAUUUAAACACUAUUUAAUUAUUAUUUAUUUUGUUGCACCAAAAAAUGUUUAUCUUAAUUUUAGUUAUUUUUUACUGUUUCUAUUAUCUUAACUAUAACACAAAUGUUUUCUAUGAAAUCUGUUAAAUCUGUAUUGCACUGUACUUUAGUCGCGUACAGUUAGGCGUUUUGUUUAAGUUUUUCCACACCACAUACAUUUAUAUUAUUAUAUAAGCUGUAGCACAUACACACACAUACAUUUUAUAUUUAGUAAUAUAUCAUUGCUUACCUACCUGUUAGUUUAUGUUAAUUUCAUUGAAUUAAUUCUAGUUUGUUUAAGCUGUUAUUUAUUAAAAAAAUUGAAUUUAAAUUUUAGCGUUAAGUUUUGCUUUUAAUAAUUUAUAUUUGUAUGUAGCGUAAAACAACUUGGUUAUGAUUAUUUUGUAAUAUGCUUUUGUUUUUUAAAUAAAUAAAAUGAGAAAUCAAUUCUUGCAU
Molecule: messenger RNA, 6634 nt
Organism: Zeugodacus cucurbitae (melon fly)
Lineage: Eukaryota; Metazoa; Arthropoda; Insecta; Diptera; Tephritidae
Gene: klu
Exons: 4
Coding region: 1992-4355 (787 amino acids)
Biological process (GO): regulation of transcription by RNA polymerase II
Cellular component (GO): nucleus
Molecular function (GO): DNA-binding transcription factor activity, RNA polymerase II-specific; sequence-specific DNA binding
Source: RefSeq, a predicted model, not a curated record